Molecule: messenger RNA, 1032 nt
Organism: Leptosia nina
Lineage: Eukaryota; Metazoa; Arthropoda; Insecta; Lepidoptera; Pieridae
Source: the annotation of a GenBank genome assembly
AUGCAGGAAGAUUUAGAAGUGACCGGAGUGUCGCGAAGCGGCCGCGUGAGGAAAAAGAGUUCCAAGCUGAUGGAUUUUGAGUCGCCUGAUGAUAUUGAGACGAGGUACCGUCGCCAGACACCGGUGAAAUCAUAUUCGGGGUUCAGGCAGGAAGAGGAACAAUAUACGGAGCCCACGCCGAAACCAGCGGAAGAAACGCAAGCCGCGUCAGGCAGUGAGUCCGACUAUUAUGAAAACACUGCUGAAAAUGCUGAUAGUAUGGAGACUGACAGUUCUGGUUCUGAAGAGGGUUCGGCUCGGACUCCAGCCAACUCAUUAUACAUGAUGGAGAGGGGAACCAAAAAGAAACUAAUAGUCAAGGAUGGCAAAGUUGUUGGAAGAGCUAAAGCGCAGAGGAAGGAUAAAGGUAAAACCCGCAUAACUGCAUACAUGAUGUGGGCGAAAGAGGCUCGCAAUGAAUUAUUGCGGAAGCAUCCUGACAUGGACUUCUCUGCUAUUUCAAAGCGACUGGGAGAGAUGUGGGCUAAUGUGAACUAUAACGAACGUUAUUUAUGGAAGCGCAAAGCCAAAAGGUUUGCGAUGUUGAAAUCUCAAGAGGCACAGGGAACUACCAAAAUCAUAUCUAAUCCUAGUGUAACUCCAGUGAAACAUGCUGGGCCAGGUAGACCUCCGAAGCACAGACCUCCACCGGUCCAGACAACGCCACCGCAGCAAGCACUAGUUAUAAGUCCCGUUAGCACCAGCAGUGGCGCUAACAACAGUGGGAUGUACCGCGUGACAGGUUGCGGGGCUGUAGAAGUCGCUGCUCAUCUGCGACUCUUGGGGGAGAGCCUGGCUAUCAUCGGCGAAAGGCUCAAGGAACACGAGGGUCAGAUAGCAGUGUCAGGAUCUGUGUCCGUUUUGCUUGACACACUUCUGUGCUCGUUGGCACCUCUGAUCGCGGUAACUCGUGCCGUUCCAGCUAUCGCGCCGCCCGCCCGCCUGCUUCAGGACACGCUACACAACAUUGCCUAUAUCAUGCCGGGGUUGUAG